AUGCAGAAGUCCCUCAUUGCGAUCGCGGCCCUCGCCGCACAAGCCUAUGCUCAGUCAUACACCCCACCAACAGACCAGACCUUUGGCGCGUUGUUGACUCCUGAUCUCACCAAUCCCGUCACCCAAGGCCAAACGACCAAAGUAACCUGGGACGCCUCGGGCCACGAAGACUCAACAGUCUCCCUCGUCCUCUGCCGCGGCGGCGGCGGCAACUGCGUGCCCGACUCGAACGCCAUUGCAACCAAGCUCCCCGCCAGCGACGAGUCAUACGAGUGGGCUGUCCCCUGCUCCCUACCCGCGGGCAAGCAGUCCACCGCAACAGGCUAUGGCAUGCUCAUCAUCGAAGACGGCACCGGUGUGUUUCAAUACAGCACACAGUUCUCUGUGAUUGCGAGCGCUUCGUGCGGUGGUAGCGGGUCGAGCUCGAGCUCGUCGUCUUCUUCCUCGUCCAGCGUUAGCUCGACUGGAAAGCCCGGUCCCACUGGUGGGCCUGUCAAGAACGGCACGGAUAUCGGUAGCGGGUUUGUGACUGGUGACUGGCCUUCCAGCACGGAGACCACUGAGUCUGGGACGACUGUUCUGCCGACGAUCAUUCCCACGGAGACACCUGCUGCUACUGGUGUUGCUGCGACUGGAACGGGAUCAAUCACUUAUUCGACCGUUACGCAGCCUUCGGCUACCCGGCCAACGACGACCGCGACUGGUGUCAGUGGUGCGGAGAGGAAUGCUGUUGGUGUGCUAUUUUUGGGUGCGAUGGGUGCUGCUUUCUUGCUGUGA
Molecule: messenger RNA, 777 nt
Organism: Cyphellophora attinorum
Lineage: Eukaryota; Fungi; Ascomycota; Eurotiomycetes; Chaetothyriales; Cyphellophoraceae
Exons: 2
Coding region: 1-777 (258 amino acids)
Source: RefSeq, a predicted model, not a curated record